Molecule: messenger RNA, 1079 nt
Organism: Zerene cesonia (dogface butterfly)
Lineage: Eukaryota; Metazoa; Arthropoda; Insecta; Lepidoptera; Pieridae
Product: zwei Ig domain protein zig-8-like
Exons: 6
Coding region: 38-937 (299 amino acids)
Biological process (GO): synapse organization
Cellular component (GO): neuron projection membrane
Source: RefSeq, a predicted model, not a curated record
GGCAUAAUGACCCCUCUCUGGGGUUUUUGAGCGGGAGAUGGCGCGUACGACUGCGGCAUGCCUUUUCACUGUGCAGUUUCUUUCAUGCAUAAUUGUAUGCCGUCAAGAUAGCAGCAGCAAUCGCUCGCGGGAGCAGAACUCUGUGUCCGAAUCUUCGAGAAGGUUCCGGACCGAGUUCCUAGAAGACUGGCCACACACACCAGGGUCGCCGUACUUUGACCCCAGCACCCCAGAUAACGUGACCGGCUUAGUUGGUCACCCAGUCACGCUCCUGUGCAAAGUGAAAAAUUUACAGAAUCGCACCGUAUCAUGGGUACGUCACCGCGACAUCCACUUAUUGACAGUGGGUCGCUACACGUACACGUCGGACCAGCGGUUCGAGGCGCAGCACAAGCCGCGCUCCGAGGAGUGGGCGCUGCGCAUCCGCAGUCCGCAGCGGCGCGACUCGGGCCAGUACGAGUGUCAGAUCUCCACCACGCCGCCUAUUGGUCACGCUGUGUACCUCAACAUCGUAGAGCCAGAAACUGAAAUCAUGGGUGGUCCUGACCUAUUUAUCUACGCGGGAUCCACUAUUAACCUCACGUGUAUAGUUAGACAUACUCCAGAACCUCCAGGUGCCAUCAACUGGAGUCAUAGAGGAAAGACGAUAAACUUCGACUCGACCCGCGGCGGGAUCUCGCUGGUGACGGAGAAGGGCGUGCACAGCAGCAGCCGGCUGCUCGUGCAGGCGGCGCGCACGGCGGACGCGGGCGCCUACCAGUGCGUGCCGGACAACGCGCAGCCCGCCGCCGUAAGGGUACACGUGCUCACUGGGGAAAGUCCAGCGGCCAUGCAAGGAGGUGCUCAUUGGACAAGGGGCUGUGGAUUGCCGUCGAUUUUAAGUUUACUAAGUGCGAUACAUUUAAGCAAACUUUUUACCGAUGUGAUCAAUAAAUGAACUUUUAAACAAUUGUGUAUAAACGUUGUGUUUGAAUGAAUUUUACGAUUUAAAUACUAUUCCAUAAAUGUAACAAAUUCCAUUUGUAAAUUAAAUAAAAGGUGUAAAGAUAGAAUAUAAUAAAUUUGAGAAAAUUAUUUAA